Molecule: messenger RNA, 2660 nt
Organism: Xenopus laevis (African clawed frog)
Lineage: Eukaryota; Metazoa; Chordata; Amphibia; Anura; Pipidae
Gene: nup88.L
Product: nucleoporin 88kDa L homeolog
Biological process (GO): mRNA export from nucleus; protein import into nucleus; ribosomal small subunit export from nucleus
Cellular component (GO): nuclear pore
Molecular function (GO): structural constituent of nuclear pore
Source: RefSeq, marked provisional
GAUUGGUCACGUUCCGCAACGUCCGUAGCAUUAGGCAGUGCGGGGGUUUUGAUGUGGAAGUAAAAGAUGGCGGCGGGGGAACACUGGCAGAGCGCGCUCAGUGAACAUGCGCUCUUCUCCAGUUUAAAAGAACGGCUGAGGGAUGUCGAAGAACUUAGGGAGCAGGGAGAACGGCGAGCAAGUAAAGAUAAGCAAUUGAGGAACUUGCUGUGCGUCCUGGAUGGGGAUCUGUUGGUGUGGGACGCGGAGGAGUGCGCCUUUCAUACUGUCACACUGAGGAGCCUAAGUGUGGAGAGCACAGGCAGCAGCAGCGGAGAGCAGAAACUGCUUUGCACAAAUCCUCCACUUUUCGACGUUAAUGAGGUGUUGCUAAGUCCCACUCAACACCAUGUUGCUCUUGUUGGAAGUAAAGGAGUGAUGGUGCUGGAGAUUCCUAAACGCUGGGGAAAGAAAUCUGAGUUUGAAGGCGGUGAAAAGACAGUGAACUGCAGGACUAUCCCCAUUGCUGAAAGAAUUUUCACUAGCUCUACCUCUUUAUUACUGAAGCAGGCUAUCUGGUACCCAAGUGAGACACAGGAACCUCAUUUAAUUUUGCUGACAUCGGACAACAUAUUAAGAUUAUAUAAUCUUCAGGAUCUUUUUACACCUGUUAAAGUUAUCUCCCUCUCCAGUGCUGAAGAGGAAACCACACUGCCCCAUAAUGGACGAUCCUAUAAAGCCUCCCUUGGUGAGACUGCAGUCGCUUGUGAUUUUGGCCCACUGGCAGUCCUUCCUAAAGGUUUUGGACAACAUAGCAAGGAAGAUACAGUGGCUUAUCCUCUUUAUAUCUUGUAUGAAACCGGAGAAACCUACCUAAUGUACAUUGAUCUGCAGAAAAGCAACAUCACUGUGGGUAAACUUCUAGGGCCACUUCCAAUGUACCCUGCUGCAGAAGAUAAUUAUGGCUAUGAUGCCUGCGCUCUGCUCUGCUUACCAUGUGUUCCAAACAUAAUAGUUAUUGCCACUGAAUCAGGAUUACUAUAUCACUGUGUGGUGCUGGAAGGCGAGGAAGAUGAUGAGCAGACAUCAAACAAGUCUUGGAAUUCCAGCUGUGACUUGAUUCCCUCACUGUAUGUUUUUGAAUGUGUUGAACUGGAGCUUGCUUUGAAAUUUGCGACAGAAGAAGAAGAAUCUCUGGAGCUUGAUUUUGCAUGUCCUAUUAAACUUCACAGAGAUCCUAUCUGCCCAUCCCGAUACCACUGCACUCAUGUGGCUGGUGUUCACAGUGUGGGACUGACAUGGUUUAACAAGUUAGAAAAGUUUCUCAGCUCAGGUGAAGAAGAUAAAGAUAGUUUACAAGAACUUGCAGCUGAGCAAAAGUGCCUUGUGGAACACAUCCUAUGUACCAAGCCUCUACGGUGCAGGCUUCCCUCUCCUAUUCAAGGUUUUUGGAUAAUCUCUGAUCUUUUCCUUGGCACUUCUAUGAUCUGCAUUACAUGUGACUUUGAGUGCAUUGUGAGGCCAUUGCUAACUACCAUUCGACCUCCCUCUCCACCUCUUCUCUGCUCUCAAAGUGACAAAAGUUCCACAGAGAUCCUUCCACAUGUCCUAGCAGAUGUGAAAGGGCCAUUUGAAGAGCACAUCAGAGGCAUUUUAAGACGCAACUCUGCAAACCCAUUGUUGUUGAACUCCUCAAGCAAAGAUUCCUCUCCUCCACCUGAGGAGUGUCUCCAGCUUCUAAGUAGAGCUACUCAGGUUUUCCGUGAAGAAUACCUUCUCAAACAGGACCUUGCCAACGAGGAAAUUCAGAGACGAGUGAAGCUCUUGAUUGCUCAGAAAGAGAAGCAGCUAGAAGAUCUACGAUAUUGCAGAGAAGAAAGAAAAAGCCUGACAGAGACAGCUGAACGCCUGGCAGAAAAGUUUGAAGAGGCAAAAGAGAAACAAGAAGAUCUCAUAAACAGGUUGAAAAGAAUACUGCGUAGCUUCCACACUCAGCUCCCUGUUUUAUCGGAAAGUGAAAGGGACAUGAAAAAAGAACUGCAAGCAACAAACCAACAGCUUCAGCAACUGGGGAAUUCCAUUAACCAGGUGAAUAGAAAGAUGUCUUAUCAGGAGAAACAGAUGGAAAAGGGAAAGAGCCCUCGGAAAUCCAGUCUUACUCUCAGUGAUUACCAAAAGAAAAACAUCAAGGCUGUGUUAAAGGAACAUGGAGAACAUAUCCAAGAGAUGGUGAAGCAGAUAAAUAAUAUCCGAAACCACGUGAACUUUUAAUGUGCGAUUGUUCUGAAGAAGGACUACACACCGGUGGAACAGAACCAUUCUAUUCUUGUCAAGAGUAUUUUGGUUUUUGGGGGAAAGUAAGAACUGAUAAAGAAGAGAAGAACUUUUGUAAACUUGAGGAGCCUAAAAGCAUUUUUUAUAGUAUCAAUAUCCAUUUUUACUUUGAAGUGCUCUAGAGUACACUGCUGAUGUGGGUGAUUUUGUAAUAUAUUUAAAGGUAUUCUACAUUUUGCAAGUUGUAUGCAUUUUAGCAGUUUUAUACCGAAUGAUUUUGAAUUUCAAGUUUGAUUUGUGCAGCUUUUCUUGUGCAGUAUAUCCAUGGCACUGCCGUGUCUGUGAGAUGCUUUAUUUAAAACAUUUUCACUUAUUAAAGUCAUGGAAGCAUUCUUUCUCUUCCAUUA